Molecule: messenger RNA, 1050 nt
Organism: Kuraishia capsulata CBS 1993
Lineage: Eukaryota; Fungi; Ascomycota; Pichiomycetes; Pichiales; Pichiaceae
Exons: 3
Coding region: 1-1050 (349 amino acids)
Cellular component (GO): cytoplasm
Molecular function (GO): 2-oxoglutarate-dependent dioxygenase activity
Source: RefSeq, a predicted model, not a curated record
AUGACCUCAGAGGCAGAGGUCAAGCCUCCAACGCUCUCUCUCCAAGCCAAAUGGCAACCUCCUAAAGAGCCGUUAAAACCCACAGGAGCUUUGGAUCGGUUCUUCAAGCAAUCGCGUGAGCAAUUGACGCCUGCAAUUGGUGACCAGUAUGCGUCCGAUGAGGUCCAGUUAUCGAAUAUACUUAAAGCUCCAAAUGCUGACGAAAUCUUGAGAGACCUUGCAAUCGUGAUUUCACGUAGAAACGUGGUCUUUUUCAAAAAUCAGAACCUAACUCCUGCAGAGCAAAACUAUUUGGUGAACAGACUAGGUCAGCUUUCUGGAAAGCCUGCCACUUCUGGACUGCACAUUGAUCCAAAUACGCCUGAACACUCUCAAUACGGUGAUAAUAUCUACGAGGUGACCAGGAGAAGAAAUGACUAUAGUCAGGGUACAACUGCUCCUUUGAAAAUCUCUCGCUCGUCUCAAUCUUGGCAUACCGACAUAUCGUAUGAGCAGAUCCCCUCAGAUUACGCUGCCAUGAAGGUGGUGCUACUCCCCGAAAACGGAGUUGGCGGAGACACAGUUUUUGCUUCUGGCUAUUAUGCAUAUGAGAAGUUAUCCCCCAGAUUUAGAAAGCUUGUUGAUGGGCUUCAAGCUCCUCAUGAUGGCUACAGAAUGAAGCAAAACGCAACCAACAGAUUCCGUACAGAGAGAGGUGCACCAGAGAACAACAACAAUAUGGAUAUUGUUGCUGUUCACCCAAUUAUAAGGACAAACCCUGUGACCGGAUGGAAGUCAAUUUACCUGAACAAACAGACUCCAUACAUAGAAGGCGUGACUCAAGAGGAGUCCGAUGCCAUUCUCGAGAUCAUCAACAGAGCGUAUAUUGACAACCACGAUAUACAAGUCAGGUACAAAUGGGGAGAGAAUGAUAUCGCUCUGUGGGACAACAGAUGCUCUGUGCACACCGCAACUGUUGACUACACCUCAGAUAGGUUUGCUCUCAGGACUCUAUCCUUGGGAGAGAGGCCAUACUUUGACCCCAAUUCUAAGUCGAUAUCUGAGGAAUAA